AUGAGCUUUAUAGGUUCGAGAGCAUCACUCACAGCAGGCACACUUUUCAAAAGGUCUCGGAACGUGAUUCCGGCUGCGUUUAGCCGGUCGUUCCAGGCCAAACGGGGUCCUGCACCUCCACAGCUGCCAAAAGAGGAGCAAGAAGAAUUUGAGAGGCUGCAGCGCAUCGCGCAGUCGCAGGAGGCCAUCGACGAGUAUAACCGUGAGAUUGAGAACGAUACGACAAAGGAAAGUGCGAAGUCUCCGAUCUUGAAGGCAGAUAUCGGUGGGUUCUCUCCUGAGUUUUCGAAAACUAUUCCAGAGUUCGCAGGCGACGUGAAUCCAAAGACAGGGGAGCGCGGCGGACCUAAACAAGACCCGCUCAAGCACGGCGACUACUCUUUUAAUGGCAGGGUGACUGACUUCUAG
Messenger RNA from Lachancea thermotolerans CBS 6340, 408 nucleotides. It is a transcript of the gene SDH8, whose product is annotated as Sdh8p. Gene Ontology annotation, cellular component: mitochondrion. The record is from RefSeq and is a predicted model, not a curated record. The transcript has a single exon. Bases 1 to 408 code for a protein of 135 amino acids. Gene Ontology annotation, biological process: mitochondrial respiratory chain complex II assembly. NCBI's taxonomy places the organism in Eukaryota, Fungi, Ascomycota, Saccharomycetes, Saccharomycetales, Saccharomycetaceae.